GGCAACACUGGUCUGAAGGCUUCAGUCACGUGACAUGUCAGCUGAUGUGUGGAGGAAAGAGGACGUGAUAGCCGCUAUGCUAAACUUGCUCGAUAAAAUAUCUCCAACAGAGUGUCCUAAACUCCUGCACAGGGUGGUGGAUGGACUCUGUGGUCGGGGUCUCCCAAAGCGUAGAGAGUAUGGAGAAACCUGGAGUCUACUGGAGUGGGGAGAACUGAUCAGCUCACUAACCUUCUUCUUCCGAGUGGCUGUUGGGAGGAAACACUCCGAUCAGGAGGUACAGGAAUUGCUAGGUGACUUGAAAUCUGUACAUGCAGAGGCCAUUCUGCAGUGUCUGCAUGCCAGGCAGGAGGAGAUCAGGCAAGCGCUGGUGGACAGAACCAACAGAAUCUGCAGCACACAACUAGAUGACUUCAACUGGCAGCUAAAACUUGCACUAUCCAGUGAUAAGCUGUCAUCUUUAAACACCCCUCUACUGAAUCUCUGUCUCGACCUGACAGAGAACGGAAUUCAGAGAGCUGUAAACAUAGAAAUGAAUAAAGAAGAGCUAAACACCCUCAUCACCGCGUUAGAGGCUGCGAAUAAGAUGAUCCUGCAGAUGAAAUGAAUAGAGCAGAUGAAGAGUUGCAAGGACAUGCCUCAGGACUGAGGAAGUGCAGUAAUUUUCUGGAAUGCUGUUCCUGUGCAAACAAGAGAAAGAAAGACUAGGAAGAAUGUGUGUAUCUGUAUUUUGUGUUUAUUGAGCCUAGUGCAUGUGGAGGUCGUGUCAGUAAAUAGCUGGGACACAGCGUGUCAGUUGGCUGUGUGGUGUUGACUAAGGUUGAAAUCAUUGUUUCAGAGCUUUGGAAAUGGACUGACAUAACUGAAUAUUUGUUUUUGUUCAUUUUUCUACAAGAGUUUUUAAUGAGGCAUUAGGAGCUUGAUUAUGUAACAACAUUCUCCAUAUACUUCAUGUGUUCUUAAAAAUGAAAACAAGGUUACAAACCAUUUCCCUAUUCUAAAAGUAUGAACGAGUAUGCAGGAUGAUGUAUAGAAAUGAGCAUUUCAAAUUAAUACGUUGAUUAUUGAAGAUUGAAAUUAAUGCAUAUUAACACAGUCAAAGCUCUUGGUAGAUAUAUCACUGCUCAUUCAGGAGUAACAGGUAAUAAUUAAUGUGUGCAGAGCCUGUAACAGAUGAUAAUGAGAGUGGAGUCUAUCUGAUUAGAAUUUUCCUCAUCGUUUCCCUUCCCUGGUUUAGCCAAGUCUUUUAGUUUCAAUUAAAUGUCAGUUCGGUCCAUUUGCCCACCCUGAAGGAGAACCCUGGUUGUAUGAGUGUGAUGGGGAAAGAAUCAAUUAUUAAGUAAAUGCCUUUUUUUUUCUUUUUUAAUUGUUCCACCCCGGAGCCAUUUGCUUCAUGCUAUAUAGAUGAGCUGCUCAGCUAAAGCAGCUUAAUCUUCUCACUCUUACUCAGUAUCUGUAGGUCAGAGUAAGGUACUUUUGUCAAAGGGCUCUUGAGAGGUACUGUAAAGGUUAGUUGCUACUCUGACAUACAGUACUAGUCCAAAAGUUUGGACACACCUUCUAAUUCAGUGUUUUUUCUUUAUUUUUAUUAAUUAAAAGACACUUCAUGUCUUAAUGAUGGAUGUCGUUUCUCUUUACUCACUUGAGCAGUUCCUGACAUGGAUUACGACAGUUGUGGAAUAGGACUAUUUACUGCAUUUUUAUUAUUUACUGUUUGAUCUCACACUCAUUAAGAAAGCAAGAAAUUGCACUAAUUAACUUUUGAUGAGGCACACCUGUUAAUUGAAAAGCAUUCCAGGUGACUACCUCAUGAAGUUGGUUAAGGUAAUGCCAAUAGUGUGUAAAGCGUCAUCAAGCUAAACACUGGCUACUUUGAAGAAUCUAAAAUAUGAAAGUUUGUUUUUUAAGCACUUUUGUUUACAACAUAAUUCCAUACAUGUUCCAUGUGUUAUUUCAUAGCUUUGAUGUCUUCACUAUUGUUCUACAGUGUAGAAUAGUCAAAAUACAGAAAAACCUAUGAAUGAGUAGGGGUGUACAAACUUUCGACUGGUACUGUUCUUGACGGGAGAAACGGCAUUCUAUAGCACGUGUUGCAUCUUCACAAGUGUCUUCUAAUAAGCAUUCUCCACAGUACUAGAAGGGCGGCAUGGUGGUAUAGUAGUUAGCACUGUUGUCUCACAGCCAGAAGGUUAUGGGUUCGAACCUCACCUGUGUGAAGUUUGCAUGUUCUACCUGUGUCUGUGUGGGUUUCCCCCACAGUCCAAAGACAUGCAGUUAGGUUAACUAGCUACUCCAAAUUGUCCAUUGAUCAAGCUUGGAGAGGGAUGGACUCUGCCAAGUUUAAAUGCCCUAGACACACCAAUGAUGGACUGUCAAUGUCAUCAGUGGUGCCUUUACAGGCUAUGGGAAGAUGAUAGCACUCCAACAAAAAAACAAAUCAACACAAUAGCACUGUUUGGUGAAAUAUUUAUUUCAAUCCUUCAAGGUUUUUCAUGGUUUAAGAGGAUUCUUAAGAACAACUGUGCUUGUGUUCAUAACACAUACACACACCCUCGUUGGUCUCUCAUAUGUUCCUGUAGCAUACAUCCCCAUCAGCAUGGGAGCACAAAGAUAAAAAGCAUGAAUUUGGUUCACAACUAUGCGAUAUAAACAGCUUUAAAUGUUGUUUAAAACGAGAGCAGUGUCAGCAUUUUUUCAAUUUUUGGCCUCUUCUGUGAUCCCAUCAUCGAGUAUUUUUGCUUGCAUCUUAAGUGUAUUUUUUUUGUGUAUGUGGUGUUAAAUCAGUAAGUGUACUACAGACAUGCUGUAACUGGAUGUGCGUCUGUCUGCUCUGGAUCAUGUUUCAGUAAUUGAGAGGCCUCUCUUACUAACUAAAGAGCAGAAGUACAGUUACCUCACUGAGAAUUAAUUACAUGGACACUCUUCUCCAAGUCAUAGAUUGUCAUUUAUAUACUGGAAUGUUCUUCUAUUAGCUACUAGCAUGCCUAUGCAAUAUCUAUAAUAUUAAUAUAGAACACCUUAAAAAGCCAACUAACCGUGUCAUUAUGGAAACCUUGAGUUAAUAUUCUCUAGAAAAGUUAAUUCACUGCAGGUUUUUCCUUUUGCCUUCUGCUUGACUGUACAAAAUCGCAAUUUUGAUUCAAAGGCACAAAUUAAGCCUGAAGAAAUAACGGCAGCUUGGUUAGAUUCUGUCUGCAUUUUGGCCUUUCUCUUGUCUUUUGAGGUGAUUCUGGGUACCGCACAAGUCACAGUGAAUAUGUUUAAAGCUAAAUAUAAUCGAAAAGGGUUGACCCUCAAACCACAUGGUUGUAAAGUAACCAAUAAAUCACUGCUAUAAAAACAUACCUUUCAAGCAGAGGCAGUAUUCACUCAGAGCUUGUGGUGGUUUAAUUGAGUAGUAGGUACCCAGUAUGAGGCAGGGGAUUAAAGUCAAAACAUGCCUUUAUAAACAUUUUGAUUUCUUUCAGUGUCUCUUCCCUCAGCAUUUUAAUUUGACACAAAGUAAGACUUGGCUGCUGUACCCUGUGAAAAGUAAGAGUAUCCAAUGAUGCUUGGUCCGGUUUGUUAGUACAAAAAAUUAUGGUUACAUUUUUUUUUUAAAUACCUGACUUCUUAAUUAAAGAAAUGCACUUUCACACAGGUUUUGUGAAAAGAUUCCA
Neoarius graeffei (lesser salmon catfish) is the source of this 3659-nucleotide messenger RNA. RefSeq names its product COMM domain containing 8 (gene commd8). The transcript is spliced from 5 exons. The record is from RefSeq and is a predicted model, not a curated record. Lineage: Eukaryota; Metazoa; Chordata; Actinopteri; Siluriformes; Ariidae. The coding region runs from base 35 to 607 and encodes 190 amino acids.